CUGUUAACGUCUUCCGCCCUUACUUCGCUUUCUUCCAUGUUUCCGAGUCUUCCGACAUCCGAUUGGCUACGUCUGAUUCGUGUGAGGGUCCAAGUUUUAAAAAAAAAUAAUAAAUUCACGCCUUACACAGAAUUUUCCUAAAUACACAAACGAAUAAACAACACGGAAGCGACUUGUCUAGCCGCUUUCCUAUUGGCCAGACCUCGACUCACGUGAUGCCACGAGAGCCCGCCUUACUUCCGCCAGGCCGCGGAUCCUUCGGGCUCGGAGCUUCGGAGACCGGGUAUGGCCUUCUGGGACUCUGGUCGGUGGCUCUGCUCCGUGCCAUGGCGUUGUCCCAGGGUCGGCGGAGAAGGCCGGGGACGGUGGUCCCUGGGGAAGCGGCGGAGACCGACUCGGAGUUGUCUGCAUCCUCGUCCGAGGAGGAGCUGUACCUGGGUCCCUCGGGCCCCACGCGCGGCCGCCCCACGGGGCUGCGUGUGGUCGGGGAGGCGGCGGAGACCGACUCGGAGCCUGAGCCGGAGCCCACGGCCGUGCCGGUAGACCUGCCCCCGCUGGUGGUGCAGCGCGAUGCGGUGGAGACCUGGGGCACCGAGGAGACACCUGCCAAGGCGCCUGCGCGCUCGCUACUGCAGCUCCGCUUGGCUGAGAGCCAGACGCGCCUGGACCACGACGUGGCGGCUGCCGUGAGCGGCGUGUACCGCCGUGCCGGUCGCGAUGUGGCCGCCCUGGCCGGGAGGCUGGCGGCUGCUCAAGCCACGGGGCUGGCAGCGGCCCACAGCGUGCGCCUGGCGCGCGGGGACCUCUGCGCGCUCGCCGAGCGCCUGGAUAUCGUGGCUGGCUGUCGCCUGCUGCCGGACAUACGAGGGGUGCCGGGCGUCGAGCCCGGGUGUCCCCCCACCUGACUCUGCCUCUUGGUGGACAUUCGUACCACCUGUGGCAUCUGACUCUGUCUUUGUUCCUGGAUCACCCAGGCCUCCAACCCAGGCCUCCAAGGCGUGGUAGCCUUUGAUCAAUGCCGACCGAAGCCGAAUCCUAGCAUCUUCUUUGAUUUGGCCCGAUUAUAUUCUUUUUUUUAAAUAAAUCUUUAAGGAUUUAUUUAUUAUAUGUAAGUACAUUGUAGCUGUCUUCAGACACUCCAGGAGUCAGAUUUGUUAUGGGUGGUUGUUGGGAUUUGAACUCAUGAACUCAAGACCUUCAGAAGAGCAGUCAGUGCUCUUAACCACUGAGCCAUCUCUCCAGCCCCGGCCCGAUUAAAUGCAGACCAAAUGCAGCCUGGGUCGUAACCCUAACUCUCAGGCGUUUGGGUCUGGGGCAGCGCCUCCUGGUGUUUUGAUUGCUGUAGGCACAUGACUCCACAAAUACAAAUCUACCACUCCC
Messenger RNA from Mastomys coucha (southern multimammate mouse), 1380 nucleotides. It is a transcript of the gene Bloc1s3, whose product is annotated as biogenesis of lysosomal organelles complex 1 subunit 3. The transcript is spliced from 2 exons. The record is from RefSeq and is a predicted model, not a curated record. NCBI's taxonomy places the organism in Eukaryota, Metazoa, Chordata, Mammalia, Rodentia, Muridae. Bases 216 to 905 code for a protein of 229 amino acids. Gene Ontology annotation, cellular component: BLOC-1 complex.